AUGUCUCUCAACCCCCAUAGCCAGGCAGUUGACUACUUUCGCAAAGUACCAGAUAAGCCAGCGCCAUUGGUCUGCUUUCUCAGUCAUGUGCAUAGCGAUCACUUGCAGGGACUGGAAUCGUUGCGGUCACCGUUCAUCUAUUGCUCGGCUGUGUCUAGAGAAUUGCUCCUACGAUUAGAGAAAUAUCCCCAUCGCAUGAACUUUUCCAAGGGCAUACUCGAAGCUAGAAAGCAGCAUUAUGGACAUCUGGCAAAGAUCCUGAGACCGAUACCCCUCAAUACACCCACGGAGAUUGAACUCACCCCGUUACAGCGUAUUCGCGUGACUCUCCUGGAUGCUAAUCACUGCGCAGGCGCAGUGAUGUUCUUGAUUGAGGGUCAGGGAAAGGCUAUACUUUAUACUGGAGAUAUUCGAGCGGAGUCCUGGUGGGUUAAUUCAUUGACUCGACAUCCUGCUCUCGUGCCUUAUGCGUGUGGUCUGAAGACUCUUGACAAUAUUUACCUCGAUACAACAUUUGCCGUCAAGUCAAAUAUAUACAGAUACUUCCCAUCGAAAGCAGAAGGUGUCAAAGAGCUUCUAGAGCAGGUGCAGAGAUAUCCUAAAGAUACUAUCUUCUAUCUUCGAGCGUGGACCUUUGGCUAUGAAGAAGUUUGGCAAGCUUUGUCUGCUUUCCUGGAUUCCAAGGUCCAUGUCGAUCGAUAUCAAUACAGUCUAUAUAAGUCUCUCGCAUCCCGUGGCAAUGGCACCCCAGGCUUCGACACAACCACUUUUCUCUGCGGAUUUCAAUUGGGAAACGAGUUUGUCCCUGGCUGCUUGACGUCCGAUGACUCUGUGCGAAUCCACAGCUGCGAGCCUGGGGUUUUCUGUAAAACAAUGAAAUCGAAGAAAUCGGUCUACAUCACGCCCAUUGUCACCCGUGACAACAGAACCGGGAUAGAAGUGCCAGAAAUUGGUGCUGGAGGAGGAAAAAGAGACUUGUAUCAGAUUCAUGAACUUGAGCUGCCUGAUGAACUCACACUUCGGAAACUUGAAAGCCUACUGUCUGAGCACAUCAAAGAUGAGUCGGCAUUGUCGCAAACAAAAGAGCUGUUGAGGCUGGCUUUCAUGUCGAAGCAUAGAGCACUUUCGCUGGACGAGUUUGGACUUGCUGAUGACGCUGAUAUUUCACUCAAAGAUCUAGCCUCUAUGCUCAGCACUACAAGGGGUACGGGCAAAUCUAGAUCGUUUGAGGAAAAGUAUCCAGACAUAACCACCAUUACAUUUCCAUAUUCUCGUCACUCUUCUUAUGCGGAACUCUGUGAGCUUGUACAAGCUUUCAAGCCCAAGGAUGUGUUUCCUUGUACGGUUGACGGAAAGAAUUGGAAUGAAUCAGUUUCCAUAGAAGGAUUAUUUGGGCAUUUGUGCUCGCGGAAGAAAUUCGUCCACGACCGACAUAUGCGCGGGGCCCGAGGAGAAGAUAUACUAGCGCAUGAAAGUAAAAGAGCUCGUUAUACAAUAAUGCGUGAGGCCAGGCUCCAGUUGCAGGCAAUGGGAGACAAAGUUCAAUUUGACAUUGGCCCUAUGCCACGAGAUGCCAACGAGGUCCUAGGAGAAGAAUCUCAAAGUUCUUAUCAAACGACGACCCAUUCCAGUAGCGAAAAGUUUACUCGUGAGGAUGAUGAAGUCACCGUUGGCUCCAUUAUUCACACAAAUGAUGAAUCACAAACCGACUCCGAACUUACGACAACAGAGGCCAAAAGAGAGAGCCAGCAAACCAUAUCCGAUCUAUUGGGCGAUUCUCAAGAAGCAGGCAGUGAAGCAUAUCAGAACCGUGUUCGUGCAUACCGAGCAGCUCUGAAAGGGACGUGGAAUGAGCUUUCUCUUGUAUCAGCGGGCGAAAAUCAUGCGGAAGAGGAGGUUGAGCUAUAGCAUUUGUUCAUGAUCAGUCAUCUACCAUUAUCAUUAUACCAGAUAUCCAUAUACCUAUAUUCGAGCCCAACGCCUCCACAUACUCCCGAAUCAAUUGCAGUCACUGGAUCACGAUGCAAACUUAUCAUGUUUCCCCUUAACCCUAACAUCCAACACCUCCUCAUAGUAAUUCCCUUCCUUCCUCGCCUUUUUCAACCUCUUGACUUCAUGAUCCUCCAACCUUCUUCCCACUGUAGCUUCCAACUCCUUUCGAGAAAUCUUUUCCUUCGCCUUACUCUCCCUUGAAGCCUUGAGUUUCGGUUUAAAACGAGCCUGCAUUCGGAUCCGAAGCGAAGAUGAAAACGUAAUUGUACUUGCGUCGCCGCGGAUAUCAAUCUGUCUAUUCUUUUGAUCGCCAUCGUUAUCAUUAUUUUUCUUGGCGGUGGUCGAAGGUUUCUCGGAAAUGGUUAUGAAUGUAUCCGAUUCCCCCUCUCCGCCUCGCGUCUGCAAUGCCAUCAUUCCAGGCGUAUCUGGCGCCUGCAUAGCGACAAACAUUUCAAAAGGCGAUAUUGCCGUUGCCG
Messenger RNA from Talaromyces stipitatus ATCC 10500, 2468 nucleotides. Its product is annotated as DNA repair protein, putative. The transcript is spliced from 7 exons. The record is from RefSeq and is a predicted model, not a curated record. Lineage: Eukaryota; Fungi; Ascomycota; Eurotiomycetes; Eurotiales; Trichocomaceae. Gene Ontology annotation, molecular function: 5'-3' DNA exonuclease activity; damaged DNA binding. The coding region runs from base 1 to 1908 and encodes 635 amino acids. Gene Ontology annotation, biological process: double-strand break repair via nonhomologous end joining; interstrand cross-link repair; protection from non-homologous end joining at telomere.